Messenger RNA from Vollenhovia emeryi, 2828 nucleotides. RefSeq names its product eukaryotic translation initiation factor 5A (gene eEF5). Gene Ontology annotation, molecular function: ribosome binding; translation elongation factor activity; RNA binding. Gene Ontology annotation, biological process: positive regulation of translational termination; positive regulation of translational elongation. The record is from RefSeq and is a predicted model, not a curated record. The coding region runs from base 16 to 705 and encodes 229 amino acids. The transcript has 5 exons. NCBI's taxonomy places the organism in Eukaryota, Metazoa, Arthropoda, Insecta, Hymenoptera, Formicidae.
ACGGACCUCUUAUAAAUGAACGAUCUUCGGCCAAUUGGGACGCGUCGUUGCGCCGCGAGGCGGCGCGAGCGGCGGCGCCGCGCGGCUGCAGGCCGCGAGAGCAGCACGAACAUCCGUGCAGUCGAUGUUGUGAACCCCUAUUACGAUUCCGUGGCGCGCCGGCGCAACACAAACCUUCUGGUUAGAGUAUCCAUUUUGAUCACAUAUAUCCAUCAAACAACAAUGGCAGAUAUCGAGGAUACUCACUUUGAGACUGGAGAUUCAGGCGCCUCCGUGACAUACCCUAUGCAGUGCUCGGCACUGCGCAAAAAUGGCUUCGUCAUGUUGAAAUCUCGCCCGUGCAAGAUUGUAGAAAUGUCGACUUCUAAGACUGGCAAACAUGGUCAUGCCAAGGUUCACUUAGUAGGUAUCGACAUAUUCACCUCCAAGAAAUAUGAGGAUAUCUGCCCCUCCACACAUAACAUGGAUGUGCCGUUUGUUAAGCGGGAAGAUUACCAGCUUACAGAUAUAUCUGACGACGGCUAUCUCUGUCUGAUGGCUGAUAACGGAGAACUGCGCGAAGAUCUCAAGAUACCUGAUGGUGAUUUGGGAACACAGCUACGUGCUGAUUUCGAUUCUGGAAAAGAGUUACUUUGCACUGUACUCAAGGCAUGCGGUGAGGAGGUAGUAAUUGCCGUCAAAAAUAACACCUCCCUCGACAAAUAAUUGUGUUCAGCCGGACGACUACGACGACAGAAGCCCAACACACAUUCGAGCAAAAACCACCCGCUUAGCCAAUCAAUCAACACCUUUACUAUUGGUCAAACAGGAUAAACAACAUUAAUAUAACCAAAAAAAAUCUAGAGGAAGAUGAUGAAGAGAGUGGAAGCACGAAAGAGAGAGAGAGAGAAAAGAGUGUCUGAGAGAGUGAGAAAGAGAAUAGAAAUUGAGGGGGAGAAAGGGGAGAAAGCAAAACGGGCUAGCAGUUCCACGUAACAACAGCAACGCGCCAAUGCGAGAAACGACUUUUAUCGAAAUGAUAUCCGCUUUACUUAAUUAUUUUAUUCAACAAUAUUCAACUAAAAUCCGAAAAAGCAAAAACUAGGUAUACGUACAAUUAUGUACACUUGGACACGUAUACAUACAGAUAAACAGGCAGAUACAGAUACAUAUAUACCUAGAUACACGUAUACCUAGUCAGUUACACACACAUACACACGCGUUGUUUGUUAUAUAAGAAAGUGGUGACAACUUCAACAGAAAGUUGAUUGGAAAAUAAAAACUGAGAAAGCCUUGAGAUACAUCCUGGACUUUUUUUUUUUAAAGAAUAGAGAGAAGAAAUUAUUUACAACAGCUUUGUAACUUAUUACACUUAUGUGUGUGAGUGAGAGAGAGAGAAAGAGAAAGAGAGUACAUGAGAGAAUAUGCGAGAGAAAGAGAAAAUUGUUGGAGACCAAUAUGAAGAGGUCGUGGGAAAAGGACCCUGAAGUCCUUGAGCGCGCGCGCGCGGAACAAUUUUUCAUGGGAUGCUAGCGAUGCCCGACACAAAGCAGCUCACUUCAAGCAUCUUUCCUGUAAUGAUCGAUAAGACUGGAGUUUCGCUAUAUGGGAUUUCUACACAAUGCUAAAAGUUUCCUUCUUUUUUUAUAGAAAGAGCUCGAGUUCUCGAGAUUUUUAGGUCUAAUAUAACUUUAAUUUAAUAAACGUCGAAGUUUAUUCGAUAUGAAAGAGUAUAUAUCCAUGAAUUUGUCGGGAAGAUUAAUGAUAUCGUAAAGUGCGUGAUAUCCAUGUACCUGAAAAAUUCAUGGAUUCCGAAUAUAAGAUUUUAAAUUCAUGGAUUUGAAAUCUAUGAAUUUGGAUCUUUAAAUUUUUAAGUAUGCAAUCAAUUUUUCAAAGAUCUCAAAAUCGUAGGAAUUUUGAGAUAAGAGGAAUAAGUUUGUAUGAGACAUGAAAUACGUGUAAGAACUUUAGAAAUACGUGUAAGAACACGAUAAAGUCAUGAUACAGAAGAGUCGAGAUAAACGAUUUAGACCUUUAAAUCCAGGAACAUCGAGAUCUUGAGAAUCACACAAACUAACACUUUGCGCGUUUUGAAACAGCUGGUGCGACGCGAUAUAACAUCGCGUCAAGUUCGGAGACUGUAAUUGGCUUACGAAUGCUCAGAUUUUAUUACAUUUUAUUGUAAUAUCUCGUUUUAAUAAACAUUUUUCAGAACAGGUUACACAAACCGCCUUCAAUCAAUAAGAUAACUUUUAAUUAGACUGUGUAACAUUAGAGACAGAGAUUAUAAUUAGAUACAGUGAGAGGAGAGCCGCGAGUGGAAGAUUCUUGUGUGAACUUGCAAAGUGUGCGUGAAGAACUUUUUUCCUUACCAUCCUUUCCAUCUCAUGACAUCGUUUGUAUAAAAGAAAAAAAAAUUGUUCCGAAAGUGCAGUCUGAAUGAUUAGGAAUAAUUAUAAGCAGAUAAUUAACUACGAGAGUGUAAUCACAGUUAUCAUUGGAAGGUAUACGUUUUUCUCCCUCAUGGAACUCUGUGACUUUGAAUUUGCUCGAUUUGGUGUCCUCGCGAUAACUCGCAUCCUGUUUUUCUGUAAAAGAAUUAUCUUAUCUCCAAUACAAAACACAGCGUUCUAGAGAUUUUAAGUUUUUAUUUAUUUUUUUCUACGUUGAAACAUUCAGAUUGCUUAUGACUCGCUGCGAGAACUUUGACAUCAUCCGAACCUCGUUAGGAUCGUCGUUUUAAAUAUGCUCCUAGCGAUUAAAUGUCCUUCAACACUUAACAAAGUUCCUUUACGUAACAAAUAAAUACGAAGACCCCAAAUCGCCAAAUAUAUGUAUAUGUAAAUUCC